CUUCUCAAGUGCAAAAACCAUCAGCGCUAACUUAGCUCGGUUUCCGAGAAACAUACUAUAGUUCCGAACUUCCAAUCCAGUUGGAGAUGUCUUCUGGAUCAAGGAGCGCAUCCCGCGGCGGCGCCAACCCGGAGUGGAGCAAGAAGGAGAACAAGAUGUUCGAGGAUGCACUCGCCUACUACGGCGAGGGCACGCCCGACCGCUGGCUCAAGGUGUCCCGCGCCAUGGGCGGGACCAAGACGGCCGACGAGGUGCGCCGCCACUACGAGAUCCUUGAUAGCGACAUCAAGCUGAUCGACUCCGGCAGGGUUCCUUUCCCCAAGUACAACACCCAGGGCCGGGGGACUUGGAACUGAUUCAUCAAUCAAGGAGCAAAGCUUCUGAAUUCUGAAGAUCCUUCAAAAACAGGGUAAUCUGUUGAUUAUCUAGUCCUUAGCUGUGACCAUGUUAUUGAAGCAGGCAUGAUUAUGUAUGUGUAACGAAGAUUGUUAGCACUUGGUUAAAAAAGACGUGUGUGUGUACAUAAUAUUAGGUUUGUAAGCAAAUCAAGUGCGCUUGGUCUCGCAGACUCUAGCAUGUAUUUGUCAUUGUGUACAGUAUUACUAAUCCCCAAUAAGUUUUGAAGUAAACAUCAGUGGUGUAAAUCCCCUGUACUUGUGUGUAGUGUUUAUGAACUUGUGCUUGGUAGAAUAUUCCUAUUUUGUCUAUCUUCAAGAUUUGGAUGUUUACAUUAGCUAUUUACAAUUUACCAUUAUCGAUCCCUUUGGAUGAAGAGGGAGUAGAUGCGAGUAUGACUAUGUGGCAUCUGAUAACUUGUGUACUCCCUACGUUUUUAUUUACUCCGCAUAUUAGCUUUGACUAAAGUCAAAUUUUGAAAAGUUUGGCCAAGUUUAUAGAAAAAAUGAACAUCUACAAUAAAAUAUCUAUAUGAAGUGCAAAUAUAUUCAAUGAUGAAUCUAGUGGUAAUGAUUUUGUAUUGCAUACGUCAAUACAUUUUUUGAUGAACUUGAUCAAACUUAAUAAAGUUUGACUUCUCACAAAACUAACAUGUGGAGUAUAUUUUCCGAAGAUGCAUGACUGCCUCAUACUUCUGUGGAGUAUCUUACCAGCCGUGCUUAAAGGAAUUGUACUAAAGGAGAUGUAUCAGGCUAUUGCUAAAUUGGGAAGAAUUUUUAGGAAGUUGUGUGCCAAAACAUUGAUCGAAAUAAUUGAAGGUUUAAAUUCCUCUAAUUCUACACAAGCUUCGGAAGAUCUUCCCACUCCCUUCUUUGACGUAAUGGUGCACUUAGCUAUUCAUCGCCCUGAUGAGUCACUUGUACAAGGCCCUAUUUAAUGUGGUUGGAUGUAUCCAGUUGAGAGAAGACUAGGGUACCUUAAAGGAAUUGUUCGUAACAGAGUAACGCCUGAAGGUCUUCUGAAGUAUGCUUGACUUUUUACCCUGGAUAUUUGCAUG
This is a messenger RNA of Aegilops tauschii subsp. strangulata, 1453 nucleotides long. RefSeq names its product protein RADIALIS-like 3. Gene Ontology annotation, molecular function: DNA-binding transcription factor activity. NCBI's taxonomy places the organism in Eukaryota, Viridiplantae, Streptophyta, Magnoliopsida, Poales, Poaceae. The record is from RefSeq and is a predicted model, not a curated record.